GUCGGGGGCGCGCGGGGCGGUGGCGGGGCCCGAGGAGCCGCCUGUGCCCGCGCCCGCGCGAAGCCUCUCUCGCCGCGUCCCCGCCCCGCCGCCCCGCUCCCGAUGCGGGUCUCUGGGCGGAGGGGAGCCGCGUAGCUGCCGCCGGUGCUGCCGCCUGGGCCGGCCCGACCCGGACCCGCCACCCUGCCGCCGCCUGGGCGCCAGCCUGCCUGGCGGUCGGCGGGGCGCGGCCGGAGCGACCAUGGCCGCCCGCGGGUGUCCGCUGGAGGCGGUGCCGCUACCCGCGGACGUGCGAGAGGGCCUGGCCGAGCUGGAGCUGGAGCUGUCGGAAGGUGACAUAACUCAAAAAGGAUAUGAAAAGAAGAGGGCAAAGCUGCUUGCAUGUCACAUGCUGCUCACUCAAGUAGAGCCCACCUUCCAAGCAGAGGCUAGGACCCCAGGGCCCUCACAGACCUCGGCCGCAGCACCCAAACUGCAGAAGCCCCGGCCCACCACCUCCCGGGAUGAGCGCUUCCGGUCAGAUGUCCACACUGAAGCGGUGCAAGCAGCUUUGGCCAAAUACAAGGAGAGGAGGAUGCCUAUGCCUUCCAAAAGACGCUCUGUCCUCGUGUACCCCUCCGCAGACACCUGCACCCCCCCAGACACAUCGUCUGCCUCAGAAGAUGAGGGCCCUUCACGGCGGCCAGGGAGACUCACCUCCACUCCUCUCCAGAGCCAUGGCAGCAUCGAGCCCUGGCUCGGCCAGGUCCUUGAGGCCUCGUCCUCCUCCUCCUCCGCUUCAUCUCACCCGGGUGGGAGACCUGCCGCUGCUCCCUGGGCGGCCACUGCACUCACGGGCCCCACGGCUGACGCCCACAUAGGUGUCCCUGUGAGCAGCAGAGUGUCCUCCAGAAUCCAGCAGCUUCUCAACACCCUGAAGAGACCGAAGCGCCCUCCUCUGAGAGAGUUCUUCAUGGAUGAUUUUGAGGAGUUGCUGGCAGUUCGGCAGACAGACCCAAAUCGGCCAAAGCCUGAAGGAAGCCAGAUGGUGGUGCUGAAAGGGGAGCCUCUGGCCGCCGAGGCCCCCCAGCCUCCGUCACUGCUGGCCGCCUUGCAGCGGUGGGGCACCACGCAGCCGAAAGCCCCCUGUGUGACUGCCCUGGACACCGCUGGGAAGGCCGUCCACGUCCUCACCUACGGCAAACUUUGGAGUCGGAGUUUAAAACUAGCUUAUACUCUACUUAAUAAACUGACUAGUAAGAAUGAACCACUCCUUAAGCCUGGAGACAGAGUGGCGCUGGUGUUCCCGAACAGUGACCCGGUGAUGUUCAUGGUCGCGUUCUACGGGUGUCUGCUGGCAGAGCUGGUUCCUGUCCCCGUAGAAGUGCCGCUGACCAGAAAGGAUGCUGGCAGCCAGCAGGUCGGGUUUCUGCUGGGCAGCUGUGGCGUUGCCCUGGCCCUGACCACGGAUGCUUGUCAGAAGGGCCUACCCAAGGCACAGACUGGAGAGGUGGCGACUUUCAAAGGUUGGCCCCCCCUUGCCUGGCUGGUGAUUGAUGGGAAGCAUCUGACUAAGCCCCCGAAGGACUGGCACCCGUCGGCCCAGGGUGCAGGGGCUGGGACCGCCUACAUCGAGUAUAAGACCAGCAAAGAAGGCAGCACAGUGGGGGUGACAGUGUCCCACACGUCCCUGCUGGCGCAGUGCCAAGCUCUGACCCAGGCAUGCGGCUACUCCGAAGCUGAAACGUUAACGAAUGUGCUGGAUUUCAAAAGGGACGCUGGUCUGUGGCAUGGAGUGUUCACAAGCGUCCUGAACAGGAUGCAUGUGAUCAGCAUCCCGUACGCACUAAUGAAGGUGAACCCACUCUCCUGGAUUCAGAAAGUGUGCUCGUAUAAAGCCCGGGCCGCACUGGUGAAGUCCCGUGACAUGCACUGGUCUCUCCUGGCUCAGCGAGGUCAGAGGGAUGUCAGCCUCAGCUCCCUGCGCAUGCUGAUUGUGGCCGACGGAGCUAACCCAUGGUCCAUAUCCUCCUGUGACGCGUUCCUCAACGUCUUCCAGUCCAGAGGGCUGAGGCCGGAGGUCAUCUGCCCCUGUGCCAGUUCUCCUGAGGCGCUGACAGUUGCCAUUCGCAGGCCGCCUGACCUGGGAGGACCUCCUCCAAGAAAAGCUGUCCUGUCAAUGAACGGCCUCAGUCACGGCGUAAUCAGAGUGGAUACUGAAGAAAAGCUGUCGGUCCUGACAGUUCAGGACGUGGGUCAGGUGAUGCCCGGAGCUAAUGUAUGUGUAGUGAAGGUAGAAGGUACCCCUUAUCUUUGUAAAACUGAUGAAGUUGGAGAAAUAUGUGUCAAUUCCAUCGCAACUGGUGCAGCAUACUAUGGACUGCCUGGAAUCACAAAGAACAUCUUUGAGACCGUCCCGGUCACAGCAGAAGGAGUGCCCGUCUCCGACAGGUCCUUCACCAGGACAGGGCUGCUGGGCUUCAUUGGGCCUGAUGACCUGGUCUUUGUCGUGGGCAAGCUGGAUGGGCUGAUGGUGGUCGGAGUUCGCAGGCACAACGCGGAUGACAUUGUGGCCACUGCACUGGCUGUGGAGCCCAUGAAGUUUGUCUACAGAGGCAGGAUCACUGUGUUCUCUGUGACGGUGCUGCACGAUGACCGGAUUGUCCUUGUGGCCGAGCAGCGCCCCGACACGUCCGAGGAGGACAGCUUUCACUGGAUGGGCCGCGUGCUACAGGCAGUCGACAGCAUCCACCAGGUGGGCAUGUACUGUCUGGCCCUGGUUCCUGCCAACACCUUGCCCAAGGCUCCACUUGGAGGGAUUCACAUUUCUGAAACCAAGCAGCGCUUUCUGGAGGGGAUGCUACACCCAUGCAAUGUGUUAAUGUGCCCUCACACCUGUGUUACCAACCUUCCCAAACCUCGCCAGAAACAGCCAGAGGUCGGACCGGCCUCCAUGGUCGUCGGGCAUCUGGUUGCCGGGAAGAGGACGGCGCAGGCCUCUGGCCGGGAGCUGGCUCACCUAGAGGAGAGCGACCAGGCCCGGAAGUUCCUGUUCCUGCCUGACGUGCUGCAGUGGCGGGCACACACCACUCCCGACCACCCACUAUUUCUGCUCCUGAAUGCCAAGGGCUCAGUCACGAGCACUGUGACCUGCGUCCAGCUGCACAGAAGGGCUGAGAGGGUGGCCGCGGCUCUGAUGGAGAAGGGAAGGCUGUGCGUCGGGGACCACGUGGCUUUGGUCUACCCCCCAGGGGUGGACCUUAUCGCUGCCUUCUACGGCUGCCUGUACUGUGGCUGUGUGCCUGUCACUGUGAGGCCCCCACACCCCCAGAACCUCACCACCACACUUCCCACUGUCAAGAUGAUCGUAGAGGUCAGCAAGUCCGCUUGUGUCCUCACCACACAGGCCAUCGUGCGGCUGCUCAAGUCCAAAGAAGCAGUGGCCGCCGUGGACGUCAGAACCUGGCCGACCAUUCUAGAUACAGAUGACACACCAAAAAAGAAGGUGGCCAGCAUUUUCAGGCCCCCCUCCCCAGACGUGCUCGCGUACCUGGACUUCAGCGUGUCGACCACAGGCGUGUUGGCAGGUGUGAAGAUGUCGCAUGCAGCUACCAGUGCCUUGUGCCGCUCCCUCAAGCUGCAGUGUGAGCUGUACCCCUCGAGGCAGAUCGCCAUCUGCCUGGAUCCCUACUGUGGCCUCGGCUUUGCCCUGUGGUGUCUGUGCAGUGUCUACGCAGGACACCAGUCUGUGCUGGUGCCGCCGCUGGAGCUGGAGAGUAAUGUGUCCCUGUGGUUAUCGGCCGUCAGCCAGUUCAAGGCCCGGGUCGCCUUCUGCUCUUACUCAGUGAUGGAGAUGUGCACCAAGGGCCUGGGUGCGCAGACCAGCGUCCUCAGGAUGAAGGGGGUUAACCUGUCAUGUGUUCGCACAUGCAUGGUGGUCGCCGAGGAGCGGCCCAGGAUCGCGCUGACGCAGUCCUUCUCCAAGCUGUUCAAGGACCUGGGCCUGCCGGCGCGCGCCGUAAGCACCACAUUUGGGUGCAGGGUCAACAUGGCCAUCUGCCUGCAGGUGCAGACACGGCCUGAGAAUGAGGUGAAGGGGGGUUCCUCUGACUCUCUCCUUCAGGGCACAGCCGGCCCGGACCCCACGACCGUCUACGUGGACAUGAGGGCACUGCGCCACGACAGGGUACGUUUGGUAGAACGGGGUUCUCCGCAUAGUCUGCCGUUGACGGAGUCUGGAAAGAUCCUCCCUGGAGUGAAGGUCAUCAUUGCGCACACCGAGACCAGGGGGCCCCUCGGAGACUCCCACCUGGGUGAGAUCUGGGUGAACAGCCCCCACAAUGCCACUGGGUACUACACGGUCUAUGGGGAGGAGGGGCUGCACGCCGACCACUUCAGUGCCCGGCUGAGUUUUGGAGACACCCAGACCAUUUGGGCGAGGACUGGCUACCUCGGCUUCCUUCGGAGAACGGAGCUCACAGAUGCCAGUGGAGAGCGACACGACGCGCUGUAUGUCGUCGGGUCUCUGGAUGAGACGCUAGAGCUGAGAGGCAUGCGCUACCAUCCCAUUGACAUCGAGACGUCCGUGACCCGCGCCCACCGGAGCAUCGCUGAGUGUGCCGUGUUCACCUGGGCCAACCUGCUGGUGGUGGUGGUGGAGUUGGCGGGGCUGGAGCAGGACGCCCUGGACCUCGUGGCCCUGGUGACCAGUGUGGUGCUGGAAGAGCACCACCUGGUUGUGGGUGUGGUGGUCAUUGUGGACUCGGGUGUGAUCCCCAUCAACUCCCGGGGCGAAAAGCAGCGCAGGCACCUGCGUGACGGCUUCCUGGCUGACCAGCUGGACCCCAUCUAUGUCGCCUACAACAUGUGAGCACCGCUCACCAACCUUGCUCCUGAGGCAGCGCCACCCCGGCCGCCAGGCGUUAGGGCAUCGGAGGUACGGGGCCGCCAGAAGUGGGGCUCCAGUCUUCACAGGACGCUGCACCCCUUCCUCUCCUUCCACAGGUCCGUCUCAAAGUUCCCCAAACCUCAUUUUAGAAUCCACUUCCUGAAUUACUUGGAGAAAUGUUCUAGUCUUCAAGGACAUUUGCAAAAUUGCUCAUGUCAGUAUUUCAACAGAUGGUGCCUGGGAAAGGGAAGCCUGCAUGGGCUCUGCAGGCUCACCCUCUGCUGCACCGCAAGUUUGCACUUGUUCAAGGAUAAAAAUGUAGUUCUUGAUUUUAAAAAAUUCAAUUAUUUAUUCCCACUUCAAAUGACCAGUUCAUAUAUAGAAUUUAUGUGAGAAUGAACUUGAGGCCCCAGGAUACGUGCUCCACUUCCACUUCACGGGGAGGAGCUGAGCUCAGGAAGUCUGAGGAAGGGCAGCGUGCCCAGUUGGCCGCCCCGCUCCCAGACUGAGACCAUGGAGGUCAUCACACAUGUGCCACUUCCUCUCUGCCAUUUCUUUCCUGAAACAGACAUGCCCAGCUAUCUACAUACAUCGUCACUGAUACUGGACAAGUGCCAUUUGGGGUUGUCCAGUUAGAUGCUGUGUUUUGGAGAGGGAAACCAGCAUUGAUUCUAAACCGCUUUCCUGGGGUUAUAGCUUCAUGCCGUUAAGUGCUCAUUUUCAUGAUGCCACAGUGUGAUUCUUCUCAGUACAUGGCAGCGUACUGAACUGUUAUUUGCGUUCUGAGUGAACAGAUUUGGAGACUGGCAGCAGGGUCUGAGAUCCUAGUGUCCUCGGUGCUGUUUGCUAGCACUCUACAGUGAGGUGAAGAGCCGGGGACGUGGCUGAGGGGGGCAUGGUCACCCAUACCCUGACUUUUGCAUUUUGAGUUGUGUGCCUAUAAAAUUCAGCCAAACCGUACUUGGUUAUUUCAUUCAAGUUUGACUGAGCCGAGUGAUCUGACAUUACAGUAAAUGUGAAUCGGAGACCAGAAGGCAAAAUCCCUUAGAUACUUAAGAAUUUGAAGUGAAGCUUGAAUCUAAGACAGAUUAUUUUUGUAUAGCUAAUAAAGAGUAUGUUAUGAUGGUGUUGGGUUUUGGGGUCAUGGAGGUGGGAAAGUGUAUGGACUAUGCCAUGUUUUCUGGAGCUAGCCUGGGUCAGUGCCUGACAAGCUGUUACCAGUUCUCUACCGUUUAAAUCCUCCCCCACCUAGGGCUGGCUGCCCGCCCACUGUCCCAUCUCACUCUUAAUUGGCUACCAGCAGCAUAUGCGUAGUCGCUCUGUUUGCCUCUGGUGUUGAACUGUAGUAUAAUACAUCAUAACAUACUGGAAUUCUAAUAAUCCUGUUGUAAUUAUGUACAUACUAUGUAAUUUAUUGUUGGACAUACAGAGGUUCUAGCAGUGGACUAAUGGACAUUCCUUAGAAAGGAAUGACCAGCCAGGGAAAGAACUACCUAACCGUAAUCUUAAUGUAGUUUUAUAGCAAAUAUUGUAAAAUUUUGUAUGGAAAGGUCAGUGGCAGUAGACAAGGUGUCUUGUAAAUUAAGAUUUAAAGCACAUUAAAAUGUUUUAAAAUUACCCUCUGGGAAUUCUGUAUAUCACACUAAUUUUUUUUACAUUAUUAUAUUAAUAAAAGGUGUUGACUUUGUAA
Manis javanica (Malayan pangolin) is the source of this 6557-nucleotide messenger RNA. RefSeq names its product disco interacting protein 2 homolog A (gene DIP2A). Lineage: Eukaryota; Metazoa; Chordata; Mammalia; Pholidota; Manidae. Gene Ontology annotation, cellular component: cell surface. The record is from RefSeq and is a predicted model, not a curated record.